Messenger RNA from Argiope bruennichi, 5584 nucleotides. RefSeq names its product intraflagellar transport protein 172 homolog (gene Oseg2). Lineage: Eukaryota; Metazoa; Arthropoda; Arachnida; Araneae; Araneidae. The record is from RefSeq and is a predicted model, not a curated record. Gene Ontology annotation, biological process: intraciliary transport. Gene Ontology annotation, cellular component: axoneme; ciliary basal body; intraciliary transport particle B. Gene Ontology annotation, molecular function: protein binding. The coding region runs from base 173 to 5410 and encodes 1745 amino acids. The transcript has a single exon.
UUCUGGUUAUUUUAACGGAAGAAAGGGUAAAAAUGUUACAACCAAUAGCGAGAUUUCAACAACUCAACUUUCAGUCUUCUUAUUCUUUUUUCGGUAACCAAGGGCAACCGUGGAUAACAUAACAUACCAAUGGCGAUACUCACGUUCGCAGUCGUAUGAAUGAAGCGUAAACAUGCGUUUAAAGCAUUUAAAAACACUGCAUCCAGCUCAAGAUGGAGCAGAAAGAGUUAUGGCCAUGUGUUGGUCUCCAAAUAACAAAAAAUUAGCAGUAUGCACAGCCGAUCGCACGGUGUUGCUAUUUGACUCAAAUGGCGAGAAACGUGAUAAAUUCUCAACGAAACCUGCUGACUCGGCUUACGGUAAGAAAAGUUAUGUUGUCAAAGGAAUGGCGUUUUCUCCUGAUUCCACAAAAAUUGCUAUUGCGCAGAGCGAUAAUAUUGUUUUUGUGUAUAAGCUUGGUGAAGACUGGGGUGAGAAAAAAGUUAUUUGUAAUAAGUUUUUGUGCCAGAGUGCAGCUACUUGUUUGGUUUGGCCUUCUGAAGGACCUCUUGUCAUUGGUUUAGCUGAAGGCAGAGUUCGAGUAGCACAUCCAAAGAAUAAUAAAACCUCCACCCUCUAUAGUUCUGAAUCUUAUGUAGUUUCUUUAACAUGUAAUAUUUCAGGAAAAGGCGUUAUUUCUGGUCAUGCAGAUGGAUCAGUGGUCCGAUUCUUUUUUGAUGAUGAAGGUACUGGUGACAUGCAAGGUAAAAUUUUUACCCAUACUUGCCCACCUUAUGCUCUUGUAUGGGCUGCACAGUCAAUUAUUGUUGCAGGUUGUGACAAGAAGAUAGUGAUAUAUGGAAAUGAUGGAAUGCUUAGGAAACAAAUUGAUUACAGUCGAAAUCAAACUGAAAAAGAAUUCACAACUGCAGUUUGUAGUCCCAGUGGGAAAUCAGUGGUGGUUGGGAGUUUCGACAGAUUGCGUAUCUUGAACUGGAGCACUCAUCAUCAAGAUUGGGAAGAGGCAAAAGCAAAAGAAGUUACUAAUUGGUAUACUAUAUGUACACUUGCAUGGUCUAAAGAUGGUUCUAAACUUUCUGUUGGUACACUUACUGGACUCAUAGAAUUGUUUGACUGCAGCAUGAAGAAGUCACUUUAUAAAAAAAUAUUUGAGGUGACAUAUAUAGACCCUAGUCAAGUAAUUGUAAGAAAUAUUACUAACAAUAUGCAAGUAACAGUAAAAUCGUCCAGUGGAAGUGAAAUUUUGGAUAUCAAAAUUUUGGGUAAAAACAGAUACAUUGUAAUGCAUACACUGCAAACUCUGAUUUUAUGUGAUAUGGUUAGUAAUCUAACUAGUGAAGUGCCUUGGAAUGGUGUUGGAGAAAAUGUAAAAUUUUUCUUUGAUUUUGAGAAUGUGUGCCUUGUCUUUAAUGUUGGAGAAUUAUCACUCAUUGAAUAUGGGAAUAAUAUGAUUCUAGGAUCAGUUAGAACAGAGUUCAUGAACCCUCAUCUUAUUAGUGUCUGUAUCAAUAAACGAGAAAACAAGCAAGAAAAUAAAAGACUUGCAUACCUUAUUGAUUUGAAGACAAUUGCAGUGAUAGAUCUCAUGACCAACCAUCUUUUAACCCAAAUCACUCAUGAAGCCAAAAUUGAUUGGCUAGAACUCAGUGAGACAGGUCGAAAAUUAUUGUUUCGUGACAGACGGCAAAGGCUUCAUUUAGCAGAUAUAGAGAGAGAUGAUAAGAAAACAAUGUUGAACUAUUGUUCUUUCGUACAGUGGGUACCAGGAAGUGAUGUGGUUGUUGCUCAAAGUCGAGGAAAUUUAUGUGUUUGGUAUAAUAUAGAAGCUCCUGAUAAAGUGUCAAUAAUUCCUAUAAAGGGUGAAGUUAUCGAAAUCCAGAGAAGUGAUAAUAAAACGGAUGUUAUUGUCAGUGAUGGAUCUUCUACAAUUACUUAUGGUUUAGAUGAAGGACUUAUAGAGUUUGGAAGUGCUAUUGAUAGUCAAGAUUUUAAAAGAGCUGUGGUGUAUCUUGAAAAGUUAGGGGUCUCGGAAGACACAGAAGAUAUGUGGGCUAAUCUAGGGAAAUUAGCUUUAGAAUCAAUGAACUUGGUGAUAGCAGAGCGUUGCUUUGCUGCAAUAGGUGACAUAUCAAAGGCUAGAUUUCUAAGAGAAACUAUUUCCAUUGCUAAUGAAGCUGGAAUUAAUUCAGGAACUGAUGGUUAUGAUCAUUACCAGGUUAGAGCUCGCCUUGCCAUAAUGAUGAAAGAAUAUAAAGUUGCAGAAACCAUUUAUCUGGAGCAGCAUAAAGUUGAAGAAGCAGUUCAAAUGUACUUGGAUUUGCAUCACUGGGAUGAAGCAAUUGAGUUGGCCAAGGCAACUGACCAUCCUGAUCUUGAAAGGCUAAAUGAAACUUAUUUUGAAUGGUUACAAAAUACAGGUCAAGAAGAAAAGGCUGGUGAAUUGAAAGAAAACAAAGGAGAAUACAGGGAAGCUAUUCAACUGUAUCUUGCAGCUGGUUUGCCUACACGUGCUGCACGAGUCAUUACCAACAUGCCCAUUUUAGCAGAAAAUGAUGAACUUGUCCAAGAGAUUGCUUCUGCUUUAAUGAAAGGAGAAUUCUAUGAGCAUGCAGGUGAUCUUUAUGAAAAAAUUGAUAAUUAUCAUAAAGCUCUAGAAUGUUACCGGCUUGGAAAUGCUUUCAAUAGGGCUGUUGACCUAGCUCGCACUGCUUUCCCUGAAGAAGUUAUUCAUUUAGAGGAGGAGUGGGGAGAUCAUCUUGCCUCCAUUAAACAAUUAGAAGCAGCUAUCAAUCAUUAUAUAGAAGCUGGAAAAUCGGUGAAAGCAUUAGAUGCUGCAAUCAAUGCUAAGUUAUGGAAGAAAGCAGUUGAAAUCAUGGAAAUAAUUGAUGAUACUCAAUCACUGAGUAAAUAUUUAAAACCAAUGGCACAGCAUUUUUAUUCAGUGGGUCAGUAUGAAUUAGCUGAACACCUGUUGGUAGAAGGGGGUAUGUCUCGAGAGGCAGUUGAUAUGUAUAACAGACUUGGUGAAUGGGACAAAGCAUAUAAACUUGCUAGUCAAUUUUUAGAUUCAGCAGAAGUUAGACGCAUGUAUUUAUCACAAGCAAAACUUUUAGAAGAAAAAGGAGAUUAUAAAGAUGCAGAAAAAUUAUAUACUUCAGCUCAUGAAUAUGAAAUGGCCAUUGCUAUGUAUGAAAACUUAAAACAAUAUGAUAAGAUGGUAAAAAUGAUUAAGAAAUAUUACCCAGAAAAGCUGCCUGAAACAUAUUUACACAUAGCAAAGAAAUUAGAGUCAGAUGAAAAAUAUGUACAAGCUGAAGAAUAUUAUAUAAUGGCUGGAGAAUGGAAGAUGGCUGUAAAUAUGUAUCGUAACUUAGAUAUGUGGGAAGAUGCAUAUCGUGUUGCUAAAACUAAGGGUAAUGAUAUUGCUGCUAAACAAAUAGCUUAUUUAUGGGCCAAAAACAUUGGUGGGGAUUCAGCUGUUAAAUUGUUAAAUAAAUUUGGUUUAUUAGAAAGUGCUAUUGAUUAUGCAGCAGAAAAUUGUGCUUUUGACUUUGCAUUUGAACUUGCCCGCACUGCAAUGAAACAUAAAAUGCCCGAUAUUCAUUUAAAGUAUGCUAUGUUUUUGGAAGAUGAAGGCAAAUUUAGAGAAGCUGAAAUUGAAUUCAUUCAUGCACAUCGUCCCAAAGAAGCUGUAUUAAUGUAUGUUCAUAAUCAGGACUGGGAGAGUGCUCAGAGAGUGGCAGAAGCUCAUGACAAGGACUCUGUGGCUGAUGUCUUGAUUGGGCAAGCAAGAUUUGCAUUUGAGGGAGGUGAUUAUCAAAAGGCAGAAUCAUUAUUGCUACGAGCAGAAAGAGCAGAUCUUGCUGUAAAAUAUUAUAAAGAAGCUGGAAUGUGGAAUGAAGCCUUAAGAGUCUGUAAAGAUUAUACCCCUAACAAGUUGUUGGAGUUACAAGAAGAAUAUGAAAGUGAGACCUCCGAGAGUGGAUCUAGAGAUGUGCAGCAACUCUAUGAGCAAGCCUCUAGUUGGGAAGAAAGUGGACAGUACCAAAAAGCAAUUGAUCGAUAUUUACAGAUACAACCUUCAAAUACCAAAGAUUAUGAUUUCAUUGAAAAAUGCUGGGUAAAAGCAGCUGAACUAUCUUGGAAAUUCAUGAACAAACAGCAUACUGAACAUCUGAUUCAGCAGAUUGCUCCACGCCUCUUACAAAUGAAAAAACAAACCACUGCUGCUCAGCUUUUUCUGAAAAUUAAUUCUAUUAAAAAUGCUUUAGAUGCUCUGAUUGACGCUAAAGAAUGGACCAAAGCUAAGCGAGUUGCAGCAGAAGUAGAUCCCAGAUAUGAAGAAUAUGUUGAUAAUUGUUAUAAGGAUUAUCUUCGUUCUGAAGGCAAUACUUCUGAAUUAGCAGAUAUAGACAUAAUAGCAGCUCUAGAUUUAUAUGCUGAAAGAAACCAAUGGGAAAAAUGCCUGGAAGUUGCACAAAAACAAGGUUUGAAAGUUUUACACAAGUAUGUUGCACUUCUUGCUAUUAAACUCAUUAAAGAGAAAAAAGAACAAAAGGCUCUUAGUUUAUAUGUAAAAUAUGGAAUUCCACCAAUGAGUCAAAAUUUUACUAUCUACAGACAUAUUGUCUCAGCUAUUUUUGGAAUGAAUGAUACUUUUUCAUUUGAGAGUUACCAGUUAUGGUCCAAUUUACGAAAUAUACUUUUUCAAUUAUGCCAGAGUCUACAAAAGAUGGGAGCUGGAGAAGGUGAUGAAUUCAAUAAUUACUUGACCAUUGCACACUAUUAUGCAACACGGUCUGCAUGCAUGGGCCAUCCAAGCUUGGAACGACAAUCUGUUAAAAUAUCUAUAAGUCUUUUGAGAUAUUCUGAUGUUAUUCCAGCAGAUAAAGCUUUCUAUGAAGCAGGUGAAGCUGCUAGGAAAAUAGGAUGGAACAGUAUAGCCUUUGUAUGUCUCAACCACUUAAUGGAUAUCUUUGAGGCCAUUGAAGAAGGAGUUGGUGAAGUAGACAACUCUGAUUUUCAAGAUACAGAUAUUCCAACGAAUAUUUUAAUCCCUUCUGAAACAUGUUUAUCAGAAGCCCAGCAUGAGGAAAUACGAGAAUGGGUUUUGUCUGUGUCUAUGGACCAGACUGUAGAUCAAACUCUGCCUUUAGAUGAAAGAAAAAUGUUUGAAUCAUCACUUAUUUCUCAUGAUGGACGUCAGUAUGAACCCUGUGUUGUGACUGGUUAUCCAGUCAUAAGAAAUAAAGUAGAGUUUGGAAAUUCAAAUAAAGUAGCUAAUAAAGAUGAUUGGAAUAAAUUAAUAAUGGCUGCUAAAGUGCAACACAUUGCAGAAUGUGAAGAUGUUUUGAAAUUCAUUGCUGCCUGGUGUGGUGGGACUGGCAAUACAGGCUUCACUUUUCAGUAAAUUGUUUUUUAAAUUUCUAGUCAGCAUAAUUGAACACAAGAUAUUUUCUUUAAAAUCAAAAUAACACUCAUCUAGUACCUUUUUACAGAAUCAUGAAUAUAUGUAUUAUUUAUCUGUACAGAAAUAUUUUUAUGAUUGUUCUUGUUUUAUGCAUAUUUUAAAGAAAUUGUUUUG